Lindgomyces ingoldianus is the source of this 1209-nucleotide messenger RNA. Its product is annotated as GTP-binding protein yptV5. The transcript is spliced from 2 exons. Gene Ontology annotation, biological process: intracellular protein transport. Gene Ontology annotation, cellular component: endomembrane system. NCBI's taxonomy places the organism in Eukaryota, Fungi, Ascomycota, Dothideomycetes, Pleosporales, Lindgomycetaceae. The coding region runs from base 121 to 1044 and encodes 307 amino acids. Gene Ontology annotation, molecular function: GTP binding; GTPase activity. The record is from RefSeq and is a predicted model, not a curated record.
UUUUCCUUCACCGCCCCCGUUAAGCCUUCGUAGGCUUCCCAGUGUCCCCGUCGACCCUGUUUCGCGAACAGCAGCCAUUAUUAUUGCGUGCAGACAUAACGAUCGCUUCUGGAUACCAUCAUGGCGAAUAGCCUCGAGGCAAAGAUUGUGGUUCUAGGGAGUCAAGGCGUUGGAAAGACAUCAUUAGUACAUCGAUACGUCAAAAACGCUUUUACUCCACCAACAACCACCUCAACAAUAGGCGCAUCGUUCCUGACUAAGAGAGUCAUGGAUAUCGACACGUCCACUACUGUGCGCCUGCAAAUAUGGGACACUGCUGGGCAAGAGAGGUUCCGGUCUAUCUCUAAGCUCUAUUACAGAGGCGCGAAUGCUGGGGUUCUUUGCUACGACAUUACCGACCCCCAGUCCUUUGAGGAAAUGGGUCGCUGGUUGCGCGAACUGAAGCAGAACCUCGGAGACGACAUAAUCCUUCACGUAGUCGGAACCAAAUCAGACAUCGUCGCCGAAGACCCCUCCAAACGCAAAGUGCCCUUUGAACGCUGUAUCGCAUACGUAGCGGAGCACCUCUACCCUACUCAGCCACAGAAUUCAGCACCAACCUCUUCAAAUGGCUGGGGGAGUGCGCCUGCGACCGGCAGUGGUGGACAUAGUGGUGGCAUGGCAUCGCCUCAAAGCAACAGGUCGAGCGGAUUCUGGGGACAAGACAUUGGCUGGGACUGCUGUCACGAAAUCAGCGCCAAGGACGGCGAAGGUGUCGACGAGGUAUUCCGAGUCAUAACCCGGAAGCUGGUAGAGCAACAACAGCGGAAAUUGGAAGAAGAGUGGGCUCUAGCGGCCGGCACUCCUGGUACGAACGGCAACGGAAACAUCAAUGGCUACUUCGACUACCCGGGGGAGGGCACUGGAAGUUUCAGAGUCGGGAUGGGUGAUAAAAGAAGGAGUUGGCUAGGUUUCCCCACUACUCCCGCCGUAGGAGGUGAGCAGAGUGAGUGGGAAGGCGAGGUUGAUAGGAGGCGGAAGAGCAAGGGCGGCAAAUGUUGCUGAGGAGUGGAACGAAAUGGGAGCCAUGGUUUACUUUCCUUUUGCCGUCUGGAUUGCCGACGGGCCCUCAGUCACACUCAUCAUCUGUACCACUAUGACGAACCUCAUGAAUCAAUCCGAUCUGAUUCGACGACGGCUUUCGACCUUUUUCGUUUAAUACCUCCUUCC